AGGGCGCACGGCCAGCCAGCGCCGGGUGCCGGCGUCGGGCGCCGCAGAGCCGGGAGGGGCGCCGCGCCCGCCGCAGCCUGCAGCCUUCCCGGGAGCUGGGGGCGCCCAUGACGGCGGCGGCGACGGUGCUCCGGGAGGGCGUGCUGGAGAAGCGCAGCGGCGGGCUGCUGCAGCUCUGGAAGCGGAAGCGCUGCGUGCUCACCGAGCGCGGGCUGCAGCUCUUCGAGCCCAAGGGCACGGGCGGCCGGCCCAAGGAGCUCAGCUUCGCGCGCAUCAAGGCCGUGGAAUGCGUGGAGAGCACCGGGCGCCACAUCUACUUCACGCUGGUGACCGAGGGCGGCGGCGAGAUCGACUUCCGCUGCCCUCUCGAGGAUCCUGGCUGGAAUGCCCAGAUCACCCUGGGCCUGGUCAAGUUCAAGAACCAGCAGGCCAUCCAGACCGUGCGCGCCCGGCAGAGCCUCGGGGCCGGGACCCUCGUGUCCUGAACCGUCAGGCUUACCGUCUGACCUGCGUGCUCCCCACCGACGCGACGCCCUGAGGUCAUGUCAGCUUCCUUGCCCUUUUGGACUCAUGGGGCACGACUGUGCUCCCUUGGGCAAGGCUGAGCCAUGGACGUGCAGAGGAGGCAUUGGAGCUGAAGGAACGGAUGGGCCCGGGAGGAGAGCAGAAGGCCACGCAGGGCUGAGGAUGAAGCUUCAGCCCUUGGACGCUCAGACUCUCAGGACGUACAUGACUCAUACAUCAUGAUGAGAGCUGGCAGCAAAGCCCCCUCCCCGGUGGCCCUGCCACUGCUCUGCAGACUGCUGUUAGUGCCCAGCUCAGUGCCGAGCCCGGGGGAGGGUAGUGCCCCCGGGGUGCUAAGCCAAAGCCUUGGGACUCAGGAGGCCGGCCUGCUACCAGACAAGAAACUGCUUUGGGAUCUCCUCUGGACUCACCUUGGCUGGGGGGCUGAUGGGCUUGAGGCCCACCUUUGGGGGUCUCCUGCUGCUUAGGUCCUUUUGGGACCUCCACCCAUCUGGGCCCUCUCUUUGCACAGUUCUUCUCCCCUGCCCGUCUUCCCCCCCCUGUGGUACUGGGCCUGGAGGGGGUGGGGGUGGGGUAGGGGUUUGGCCAUUAGCAUUUCAUGCCCAUCCCCAAAUGAAGAUGCCCUUCCCAGAGCAGUGACUACACUGUUUGCUGAGUAAAAUUCUUUGCCCACAAAGACCCUGUGCUUGAAGCGUCUCUCUCCCCACCCCCACUUUCCCCAUCAAUCCACAGCCCAUUCUGAAGUCUCCAGCCUGGGUAGUAGGGGAGACACUGCAGCUCCAAUAGUCAUGGCCUCUGUGGUCCUAGGAAGAGGGACCACGAGGCCUGGAUUGCAAGAUGUUACACCUGCCAACUCAGUCUCAACAGAGGCCUCUUCUCCAGGAGGAUGCCUGCCCCUGGUCUCCUGGGAGGUGGCUCAUCUCCCUGUCAUUUACACACUUGGGCUUUUUACAUCUGUACAGUCAGGCUUCCUUACUGGCUGGCUUAAAGGAAUAAUUCCAGCAUGGAGGAAACAGGCACAGAGAAGUAGCUGUCCUACACACAGAAACUGUUAAUCCGGUAACCCCAAGACCCUUCCGUGUCCACCUGAGCCUGGCCUUCUCUGUUGCAAAGCAGUGGCCUGCUUCCGAGUCUGGAAGGAGCAAGGGGGCUGAGUGGCCCCUUCAACAAUUUGAAGUCUCUUUAAUAACUUUUUUGUGUUUUGUUUCCUGUUAAAUUUCUUCUACUGUCCCAUCCAAACCUCUCUGUCCUAUGUCUCAGAUGUCAGAGCCCUCAGGAGCAUCUUGCUCGUUUGGUUAUAAACUACAUCUCACAAUUGAAUAAGAAUUUACAAAUUGCAAAGCAAUUUUUACAAAUACCUCAUUUAUUAUCAUUAGGCUGUACACUCAGCCCGUGAUAGCUUCACCUAGCAUGGCAGAUAAGCAUCCUCUUCCUUCCAACCCUGAUCAGUGCUGAGAAAGAUCUGGGCUCGACUAGGGUGUUGUGACCAAUUGGUGAUGUGUGCACGGGCUCUGGGAGGCAGGCGGGGAGCCUGGUGGCACUGACUUAGGUGGGAGGUGAGGGGU
Messenger RNA from Diceros bicornis minor, 2090 nucleotides. RefSeq names its product pleckstrin homology like domain family A member 3 (gene PHLDA3). NCBI's taxonomy places the organism in Eukaryota, Metazoa, Chordata, Mammalia, Perissodactyla, Rhinocerotidae. The record is from RefSeq and is a predicted model, not a curated record. Gene Ontology annotation, biological process: intrinsic apoptotic signaling pathway in response to DNA damage by p53 class mediator; negative regulation of phosphatidylinositol 3-kinase/protein kinase B signal transduction; positive regulation of apoptotic process. Bases 108 to 485 code for a protein of 125 amino acids. Gene Ontology annotation, cellular component: plasma membrane. Gene Ontology annotation, molecular function: phosphatidylinositol phosphate binding. The transcript is spliced from 2 exons.